CAGCUGUCAAAUAUGUUCUGCACUGAGAGAGACGGGAUUGGCUGUUACCAUAGUGAUCGUGUCAGUGUGCAUGAGGUGAGAGUAGGAUGCAAUUGUACGGAAGCCUCUGAAGUUCAGACAGACAGUGUUAAGUUACAUAACGCGUUUGAAGACAUGGCUGAGGUGGAAAGCUCUUCGGGAGAAGAAUCGCAGGCUACUUAUUAUACGUUAGAAGAGGUGAAGAAGCAUAAUGCGUCAAAGGACAUAUGGUUAGUCAUACACGGCCGAGUGUAUGAUAUUACUAGCUUCGUAGAGGAGCACCCAGGCGGGGAGGAAGUUCUUUUUGAACAGGCAGGAUAUGAUGCCACAGAAAGCUUUGAAGAUGUGGGCCACUCUAUUGAUGCUCGGGAAAUGCUGAAACAGUACUACAUUGGAGACUUGCAUCCAGAUGACUGCAAAAAAACUAAAUACAAAGGAUGCUCUGAUCACGACCUCUUCCAGUUCAGCAAGCUCUCUCUCAAACUGGCUUAUCCCUGCAGUUGCGGUGCUGGUUCUUGCUUUUAUGUAUCGCUUUUACACUGCAGACAGCCGAUCCUCUUGAGAACAAGGUAUCUUUCUGGGGCUGCAACCUGCAAGUGUCUUCACACUCAAUGAAAAUGAGCAGGAUUCACACACAAAACAUAGGGGCAUUUCUUUCCAUGCCUCUGCCACAGAAACGCACAACUUCUGAUGGGAAUCUUCUCAUUUUAUCUUUUGUGACCAAGUCCUUUUAUCCAUGCCAUGAGCAUAUUGCUGUUUUAUCUACAUAUACUCUUAUGGGACUAUUUAAUAGAACAUCACUGCUGAAAUGUGUCAAGAAGCAUGUCUUAUGUCAUCUUUUUAUAACCUUCUACUUAUUAUUUUAUCAUUCACCUUUAAGAUGGAGAAUACGGAUUAUUUCCAUAAUUGUUUUGCUUGGAAAAAAAGCUUUGUCCCUGUGUCUGGUGGAUAGACGUGGUUUAAUCAACUAAGUAAAAAUUGUACAGUGUUUUAAGCCCAA
Bombina bombina (fire-bellied toad) is the source of this 1018-nucleotide messenger RNA. Its product is annotated as cytochrome b5. The record is from RefSeq and is a predicted model, not a curated record. The coding region runs from base 13 to 633 and encodes 206 amino acids. The transcript is spliced from 5 exons. Gene Ontology annotation, cellular component: membrane; intracellular membrane-bounded organelle. Gene Ontology annotation, molecular function: heme binding. NCBI's taxonomy places the organism in Eukaryota, Metazoa, Chordata, Amphibia, Anura, Bombinatoridae.